Molecule: messenger RNA, 1220 nt
Organism: Brassica oleracea var. oleracea
Lineage: Eukaryota; Viridiplantae; Streptophyta; Magnoliopsida; Brassicales; Brassicaceae
Product: E3 ubiquitin-protein ligase SINA-like 5
Exons: 2
Coding region: 151-1170 (339 amino acids)
Molecular function (GO): zinc ion binding
Source: RefSeq, a predicted model, not a curated record
CUUCAGCUUCUAAAUGAGACCCAAACUAAGACAGAGAUCAUUGGAAUGUGGACUCAACCAAAACUGGGAAGAAAUCCCAAUCACCAGUAUAAAACCCUAUCUGAGAGCGCCUAUGGCUAAUCAUCUCAACAACAGCAGUAACUUUCGAGAAUGCCUCCUCCCCCGAGAAACCCCGACCACCGUUCCCCGAAGAGGCCACGGUUCCCUCCUCCUCCUCCCGUCCCUGAAGAGGAGGAAGAAGAAGAAGAAGAAGACGACGACGAGUUCAGCGACAUUAGUGCCGAUGACGAGGAGGAUUGCAGCGACGAAAGCGCCGAUGACGAAGAAGAUGACGUCGAAGUAGUCGCUGUCGUUACGGUAGCGGAGGCUCAAUCGAGAAGAUACGUUGGCAGCAGCAGCAGCACUAGCUCCCCCGUUAAGCUGAACAGCUCUGAGAUUCUCGACUGUCCCACUUGCUUAGAGCCACUCAGGGGGCCCAUCUAUCAGUGUGUGAAUGGGCAUAUAACUUGUUCUCCGUGCCUCCCCAGAGUCUAUAAGCAAUGCCCUGUCUGUAGGAUACCCAUCGGUAACAUCAGAUGCAGAGCCAUGGAGAUGGUCAUUGAAUCAUCUGCUGUCCCCUGUCGUUACGCCAUCUACGGGUGUAAAGAAACCACGUUGUAUGGGGACCAAGCACAUGAGAAGGUGUGUCCGUACAUCCGUUGCCAGUGCCCCGUAACGAACUGCAGCUACACCGGCGGCUACAAGGAGGUCGAAGCCCACGCUCGUCUCCAGCACUCUUGGGACGUGGAACACCUCAUCCCGUUCGUUUUCAACACCCCUCAGAUAUUUAGCAUCAACCUGGCUAGGACCAGUAGGGCAGUUUUCCAGGAAGAGAAAGAGGGUGAUAUGAUUGUGGUCCAGACUUUCAAAAGGACGAACGGCGGCGUUUGUGUGACCGUGAGCCAUAUCGCGCCUUUGUCUCUUGGAGUACGCAACCUCUCGUGCAGUCUUGCUAAGCUCAAUGCGUAUACCACACUGAGGCUUGGGGUGAUGGUGAAGAAAAUCCAGAAACUGAGAGAGCAGGAAGAGCCCAGAGAGGACUUCCUGUUUAUUCCGGAUUAUAUGUUGAGUGAUAAUCACUUGAAGAUGCAGAUUUGCGUUGGAAGUGAAUUUAAGUAUGUUCAUAUCUGAGGAAGAUGUGAUGAUGAUUGCUCAUCUUGAAGAUGCAGAUUUGCUGGCAU